AUGAGUAAUACUGCAACAACUAGUGACGCUUCUGCCAAACCAGUAAAAAUAAAUAAAUGGGAUACAAAUGCUGUAAAAAAUGCAUUAGAUGAUGCAUGCAAGAAGUACUUCAAAGAGACUUUAAAUUUUACAGAAGAUUAUUCAUUAAUGGACGGUCGUCUUUAUAUAUCAUUGUUUGCAUGUUUAUUUUCAAUAUAUGCUUUAAUUUAUGAUUGGUUUUAUCCAUUUCCAAAAUCUCGUUCAAUUCUGAUUGUUUGUGUAAUCUCUUAUUUUAUUGUCAUUGGUAUUCUCACAUUAUAUAUGUACUUUAUUGAACAUGGUAAAAUUUUUAUUGGUAAACUUAUUGAUAAAACUGGUCUUGAUUCUGGAUUACGAUGUACAAUAAGUUCUAAACUGAAAAAAUAUGAUGAUAAAUAUAAUUUAACUUUAGAAUAUAAGGAAGGUACAAAUAAAUCAACAGGUUCAUCAGGAGCAUUAAUUACUUCUAUAGGCAACUAUUUUGAUGAGGAUGGUGUUUUAUGUUAUGAUCGAUUUACAAAUGAUUUAAAAAAGAUUUCUGAUCAAGCACGAUUAAAUGCUCGCAAAGCUAAAUAA
Messenger RNA from Rotaria sordida, 594 nucleotides. NCBI's taxonomy places the organism in Eukaryota, Metazoa, Rotifera, Eurotatoria, Philodinida, Philodinidae. The record is from the annotation of a GenBank genome assembly.